Messenger RNA from Anisakis simplex (herring worm), 211 nucleotides. The record is from the annotation of a GenBank genome assembly. Lineage: Eukaryota; Metazoa; Nematoda; Chromadorea; Rhabditida; Anisakidae.
CAGCUCGCAUAAUACCUAUUUAACGGGAAGGCAAUACGGUGGUAAAAGUUCAACGGAGAUUUACCGACAAGUUCUAUUAUCUGGUUGCAGGUGCAUUGAAUUGGACUGCUGGGAUGGAACUGGAGAGAAUAAAGGUGAACCGAUCAUAACGCAUGGCAAAGCGAUGUGUACCGAUGUUUUCUUUAAAGUAAUCAUCAAAUGCUCCAGUUGA